AUGACGGCGGCUACGGACAAAUUACUGUUGCGCAACGUCAAGUACGAGGGACGGGUAUAUGAGGGGUUCCCCAAAAUAUACAAUAUCUAUGCGCUUGGGUUUGUUUCUUGUAUUUCGGGGCUAAUGUUUGGUUUUGAUAUCUCGUCGAUGUCGUCGAUGAUCGGUACGGAGGUGUAUGGCCGUUAUUUUGGGCAUCCGGAUUCGACGACUCAGGGUGGGAUCACGGCGUCGAUGGCGGCAGGGUCGUUUUGGGGGUCUUUGAUGUCUUCUUAUAUUUCUGAUACGUUUGGUAGGCGUGUGUCUCUGCAUGCUUGUUCUUCGUUUUGGAUAGUGGGGGCUAUUUUACAGUGUGCGUCGCAGGGUCAGGCGAUGUUGAUUGCUGGGCGUGUUAUUGCAGGUAUGGGGAUUGGAUUUGGGUCGUCGGUGGCGCCUAUUUAUUGUUCGGAGAUAUCUCCGCCCAAGAUCAGGGGGGCGAUUGGUGGUAUUUUCCAGCUGUGCAUUACGAUUGGUAUCAUGGUGCUCUUUUUCAUUGGGUACGGGUGCCAUUUUAUCAAUGGCACGGCGGCUUUCCGGAUUACGUGGGGUGCUCAGAUUGUUCCUGGGGUGCUUUUGCUGGUCGCUGUGUUCUUUUUGCCGGAGUCGCCUCGUUGGCUUGCCAAUCGUGGGCGUUGGGAAGAAACGGAGCACAUUGUGGCGGAGGUGACUGCGGGUGGGAAUCGGAAGGAUGAGCAGGUGCUGUUGCAGAUGGAGGAAAUAAGGGAGCAGGUUUUGAUCGACCAGAUGGCGUCUAACUUUGGGUACAAGGAUUUGUUCCGUAGAAAGACGUUGCCGAAGACGAUUGUGGGUGUUUGUGCGCAGAUGUGGCAGCAGCUUUGUGGUAUGAACGUUAUGAUGUACUACAUUAUAUACAUUUUUGAUAUGGCUGGAUUCUCGGGGAAUACCAACCUAUUGUCCUCUGCGAUCCAGUAUAUCCUUAACGUAUUAAUGACGAUUCCUGCUUUGUUCAUGGUGGACAGGUACGGAAGAAGACCAGUUUUGUUGGCGGGUGGUGUGCUGAUGACGGGAUGGUUGUUCUCUGUCGCAGGCUUGCUUGGUAAGUAUUCGUUGCCCGCCCCUGGAGGCAUUAACGGCAACGAUACGGUACGUAUUCGCAUACCGGAAGAUCGUCGCAACGCUGCAAGGGGCGUUAUAGCCUGCUCUUAUUUAUUCGUGUGCUCCUUUGCACCUACGUGGGGUGUGGGGAUUUGGAUCUACUGCUCCGAGAUCUUUAACAACAUCGAAAGGGCUAAAGGGUCUGCGCUUUGCACUGCAGUUAAUUGGGCCUUCAAUUUUGCAUUGGCGAUGUUUGUACCUUCUGCGUUCAAAAAUAUCACUUGGAAAACGUACGUUAUUUUCGGGAUCUUUGGAAUAUGCUUAACGAUCCAAACAUACUUCAUGUUCCCAGAAACCAAGGGCAAGACGUUGGAAGAAAUUGAUCAAAUGUGGGAUAGCAAAAUCCCUGCCUGGCAAUCCGCUUCUUACGUGCCUCACGUUCCUAUUAUCGAAGACAAGAUGGGCAACAAGGUCGGUAUGGGCGGCUCUUCCCAGCACGUUGAAAACACAGAAAAGGAAAGGAAUCCAAUGCUUGGCAGAAAUGCCAACAGUAGCUCAACAACGUCUUCCGUUUGA
Eremothecium cymbalariae DBVPG#7215 is the source of this 1668-nucleotide messenger RNA. Its product is annotated as sugar porter family MFS transporter. The transcript has a single exon. Lineage: Eukaryota; Fungi; Ascomycota; Saccharomycetes; Saccharomycetales; Saccharomycetaceae. Gene Ontology annotation, cellular component: membrane. Gene Ontology annotation, biological process: carbohydrate transport; transmembrane transport. Gene Ontology annotation, molecular function: carbohydrate:proton symporter activity. The coding region runs from base 1 to 1668 and encodes 555 amino acids. The record is from RefSeq and is a predicted model, not a curated record.